CAGCAAACCCGCAGUGGACGGCCUCCUUUCCGGAGGUAAGCCGGCAAUAUUGGCACGUUUUGCUUAUCUUGUUUCGUGGUCGACGGGCGACGUAUCCGGAUUUUAAUGGUAGCCUAAUAACUCGGAGGAUAUAGUGAUCGACGCGAUAACGUUAAGGAAGCAUGCAUUGCUCAUUAUCGCCAUAAAACGUGAUAAUCUGCGUCAGUUCGGGCGCCGGGCGAGUGUCAGUGAGAUCGCGCCCCUGCCGCGGCGACCGAGCGCCGGCCUAGUGUGGUACAAGACGCGCGUUGAUCAAUAAGGAACAAUGAAUCCGCGAAACGGUCGCCGCCGGCAAGCGGACAUCUAAUCCAAUCGUUACGGGAUCGCGUCACGAACUCCCGAUCCCUUUGGCCCUUAGCCAGCGUGACGGUUUUGUUUGUGUUGUGAAUUGGAAAUGUCACCGCCGCGAUUCAACUUUCCACCGGAGAGCUAUUCUGCAGUUUACACCAACGAAGUUCCGAGUGCGAAUGUGGUGAACUCGAAACCAGCAAACAUUCCUGAUGGCCAGCUUUCACCAGUAUCCAAUGUUAACGCGUCUCCGAGUUCUCUUUUCAGCUGCUUUCACUGUGCUUUCCGGAACAGCAUCAAUAUUAUCCGGAAAGAAAAGAAUGCAAGGAAAUCUAAAGUUGCUGCUGGCAAGGAUGAGGAACGUUGGCGUAGUAAGAACGAGGGAGCCUUGUUCAGGCGCUGGAAACGCACCACGUCCUCGGAGUCCAACACUCCCGUCGUCGUCGCCGCACCUACCACGCCAGUAUCGCAGCCCUCCGAUUUGCUCAAAUUCUUAGCUAUUAAUGCAUUAGAGCUCUCAGCACCAGCAUCCGACGCUUUACUCAAGUCGCGAUCUUCGGAAUGGUUCCAGCUGUCUGGACAUCCAGGCUCCUUGGCGCCUGCAGGCCCCGGCACCGUCUGGAAGCGCCGCGCAGCUGGCGAUCAUCCAGCACACAACCCCGAACGCGACGCCUACGAGGCUCUCGCAGCCUGUCCCCACAUGCGCUCUGCCAUUCCUCUCUACUACAGGGAGUUGGAAUAUGGUGGCGAACAUUUCAUUGAACUACAAGAUCUGUUGCAUGGUUUUCGUGACCCACACGUAAUGGAUGUGAAAAUGGGCACUCGAACUUUCCUAGAAGAUGAAGUCAGCAACGCUCGCGCCAGACACGACCUUUACGAGAAAAUGGUCCGCCUGGACCCCAACGCUCCCACCGAUGCAGAGCACGCAGCACGCGCUGUGACCAAGCUGCGUUACAUGCAGUUCCGCGAACAGUGCUCGUCAUCUGCAGAACAAGGCUUCCGCAUCGAAGCCGUCAAACUCCCAGGCCAACCGCCGCUGACGGACCUCCAGAGAGUCCGAGAGCCUAAACAACUGACGGACACAAUCGCCCGCUUCCUCGGUAAUGACGACCGCGCCCGUCGUGCUAUCGCUGCUCGUCUGCGUGAAAUCAAGAGCUCGUUUGAAAAGUCGGAUUUCUUCAAAAAACAUGAAAUCGUGGGAAGCAGCAUAUUUAUCAUCUACGACGAUGAACGAGUCGGCGCUUGGCUCAUCGAUUUCGGGAAAACUCGACGCGUACCAGAUGACAUAAAAAUUACCCACCGAGAGCCUUGGCACCAGGGCAACCACGAGGAGGGUUUCUUAUAUGGAUUAGAUAGGCUAAUAAAUACAAUUGAAACAGCAACGCUUUCUGAAGCGACGGCUGAACCAGAUGUUUCGCGUUGAACAAUCGGCGAGAGGAAGCUGGACUCGCCCCCGGUUACUUGCACCGCUCGCUUGGCCUUAGUGCCCGUGCCAUUCUCCUGGCGCCUAAGCCGAGGCCCGGAGAUGUACAGAAAUACUAUGUUUUGUGUUUGUCUAUAUGGAAGAGAAUGCGAUGUAUCAUCCAAUAAUUUGAUCUAGUCCUUCAUUAAAUAAUUAAUUAUAUUUUUUGAAUUUGA
Molecule: messenger RNA, 1965 nt
Organism: Maniola jurtina (meadow brown)
Lineage: Eukaryota; Metazoa; Arthropoda; Insecta; Lepidoptera; Nymphalidae
Gene: IP3K1
Product: inositol-trisphosphate 3-kinase homolog
Exons: 5
Coding region: 434-1750 (438 amino acids)
Biological process (GO): inositol phosphate biosynthetic process
Cellular component (GO): nucleus; cytoplasm
Molecular function (GO): inositol tetrakisphosphate kinase activity; inositol-1,4,5-trisphosphate 3-kinase activity
Source: RefSeq, a predicted model, not a curated record